Messenger RNA from Penaeus indicus, 1159 nucleotides. RefSeq names its product zinc finger-containing ubiquitin peptidase 1-like. Gene Ontology annotation, biological process: regulation of gene expression. The coding region runs from base 128 to 1159 and encodes 343 amino acids. The record is from RefSeq and is a predicted model, not a curated record. The transcript is spliced from 5 exons. NCBI's taxonomy places the organism in Eukaryota, Metazoa, Arthropoda, Malacostraca, Decapoda, Penaeidae. Gene Ontology annotation, cellular component: nucleus.
CAGCUCAAAAAUCAAUGCGGGAGUCGCCGCCGGGAGUUCUCGGGAUUUUUCUUAAGAAUACCAGUGACGGAGGACCUUCCGGAAGAAUUCUUAGUGACGCGUGGUGACCGAGUCGAGGGUGGUGAGGAUGGCUGCCAAGAUGCCGGAGGCGUUGUAUUCGUGCGAGGUGUGCGGGCAAGAGGGCCUCACGGACGACGACCUGCGCUCACACAUGCUGCUAGCGCACCUGGAGGGCACCGCCUCCUGCCCCUUCUGCGACCUCGGGGACAUCAGUCCGGAGGAGAUGGUCCACCACGUCAACAUCGCCCACCUGGACUACCUGAGUCCCCAGGACGAGUCGCUGGAGGAGACGUUGAUGAUCACCAAUGGGUUCGGUGACCACGUGUUAAUCGACAGCAUUUUCAGAAAAGGCCGCGUAAGCAAUGCCGCGAUGGACAAUCAUGUGCCUGUGAUCACGGUGGAGGACGAUGAUAACGAUAACUAUAACGCCAACCUAAGCCCUUCGCACGGCAAGGGAGGGAGCCCCGGCAACCAGGGGUCUCCCGCCCGCGCUCAACUCUCCCUCAACCUCAAUCAGCUGGACAGACGGAACAGACUGGCCAGCCCCGGGGUGCGCAGCCCCCUGAUCGACACCAGAGUGACCCAGUGCCCGAUCUGCGGCAUGAAGGAGCCCUCGCCGGCCAAGCUGGAGGAGCACGUCAACAGAGCCCACUUCGACCUGACCUCCCCGUCCUUCCCCUCUGUCACGCCGCAGGAGGAGGUGUCGCUCACGUGCCCGCUGUGCAUGAAGCAGUUCGAGUGCAGCCCGGACCUGGAGCUGCACGUCAACAUAGAACACAAAGAUAUCCUCAGUCCGGCCAAGUCCACAGUUGCAACACCUGUGGAAAGUGAAGGAAGCGACAUUGGAUCUUGCCCAGUAUGCAGUCGAGCAGGGUUCAACACCCACAAUGAACUUGCAGCUCAUAUUGAUACUCAUUUCUCCAGAAAGUCUUCUAUUGAGACCCCAGAAGAUGGAGGCUGGGAGAGACGUCUUGUUACCGAGUUGGAGAAGCAAGAGAAAGAAGUGCAGCGGAUGAGAGAACAGCAGGAGUUUUCUCUCUUGCGGAAUUUCCAGACAGAAAAUUUUGUUACCCAAACCCUGAGGAAGCUAACAAUAUAA